GUAGGUGCAGUAGAUGUUGGAUGGUGCACACUGCACCAGCAUUGAUUUUGGGAUAAAAAAAUCAUAUCAAUAACUUUUUUUGAUAAAUUGGAAAUUGUUUAUUGUUAUGAAAAAAUGCCUUGUCCGAUCCUGAUCCUCAAUCCAUAGGUACCAGCAUUUGUAUGCUCAUCAAUUCUCACCUCCUAAGCAACUUUUGUUUGUAUAAUGUGUGCCAAAUUUGUCUACCAGAGCCUCAUCCGGGGUCCUGUUUCACAGCACCACGCUAGGUACAGUGUGGUACAGUGUGGUACAUGUAUCACUGUAUUUGGUUUUCACGGAAACAACAAUCUUGGAGCUUUAACAUUUCAAGUCGGAGUUUGUUGAUGUUUCCAAUGAAACCCAAUACAAUAUGUGUAGUAGGUAUGCUUUAGCAUCAUGCCAUGAAAAAUGGCCCAGAAUUCCAGCUUUUGGUUGGGAUAAGGGAGGAGAGUAGUGUUGGUGAGAUGUGGAAUCAGAGGGAGUGAUGGGAACCAUCUUUUGAAGUGAGAGGAGGUUAAAGGAACUUAGAAGAAGUUGGAGGAACCACUGGAACAUACACAUCCGGCAUGUUAAGAUAGGUAUAUGCACAGUGUAGGUAUAUAUAUAUAGGUAUAUUACAGGUCUGGAUGGUAGUUGUUUUAUGUAACUAAUCAUACUGUAACUCAUAGGCGUCGCCAGAGAUUUUCGGUUGGGGGGGCAAAAUCAACUUUUGUGUUAAAACUUGCCUGUCCCCAGUCUUUACUCACUCGUUUUACAUAUCAUUCGACGCGCAAUGGUGCGAGGAAUCAGAUGGUGAUAAAGGUUUCCUUCUAGCUAUGACAUGUAAUUUUUUACAGAAAAAUUCGAAAUUUUGAAAUUUCAUGACAACGACUGGUAGAAUGAUACUAUAUAGUGGCUGCGAUUGCCGACGCACUGCAGAGGGCCCCUGUGCAGACGCUCGACGCUCAUGAUCAUUACCCAGAAAAAGGUGAAAAACGCUCCAUUUAAUCGGAUCACCCUGCUUAAACCUCCAUUCACGCAUGCAUGCAGAGGUUUUACGUGAAAUGCAUAGGACUUAUCCCAGCCGCCGAUCGUAGCUAAGUUGGGCAUUCGGCGGAGAGUGAGUGUCGGAAGUGUGAAUCGGAAGUAAUUCAUCUUUGCUCCAGUGUGAGAGGAAGUGUUUUGUUCACUCGAGUGUGAGCAACAGUUUCUCGUUUUUCGUGUGAAGGGAAGCGCUGCAAACGCGAACAAAAACUGUUAAACGGAACCAAAAGUUACGCACGGCAUAGCGGCAAGGGAUCCCUUAGAGAUAGGUUUGGGACUUCCAGGCCAUUUCAGGCCAAUCAGGGUCAGUGCUGACUCUCAGAAGCAUGCUUAGGAUCCCGGAGAUCGGCGUGGGUGACCUCAAAUAUUUACGUGUACCUACGUGGUGCUUUAGGGCUUUCCGAGCCCAAGGUGGGACCCUCAGAAGCCAGUGUGGGCGGCGGGCGCUAAGAGACUAGACCCAGGGUGAGCCUGGAGCCCUCAGAUAACAGUGUGAACCCUCAGGGUCUGUGUCGAAUCCUUAAGGACCCUACGUAGGGAUAUAAUAAACAUGUGUUGUUGACCUCAGAGGGACACGUGAGCUGUGACCUCUCAGAUGCCGGCUUGGGGUUAGCAAAGUAUGUCGCCUCAAAAGUUUGGCUGAACUAUCAGAGGCCAGUUAAGGUUCUCAGAAAUGUUCGAAGGCUCAAAGAUCCCUGUAUGGGCCCUCAGAAAACAUGGACACCAGUGGGACUUUCAGAGGCCGGUUUGGGCCCUCUGAAAGCUUCUUUAGGGCUCAGUGGAGCUCCUUAGGAGCCUUUGUUUAAAGCAAGCUCAUGAGCCCUGCGACACUUGUACGGUACUUGAGCCUGUCGCAGACAUUUGACGAGAGUUGAGAAAGGCCUCGAAGAUUUCGUUUCACGCUCUGAACGAAAAUUGUGUCAGCACUCCAAAACUUAUGAAAAUCAGCUGUAAAAUAUAAUAAAGAACGAACUAGGAACAUGGAAUGAAUCACAGCAUCGACAUUUCCGAGUCUGGACUCGGAGUCUUGAAGAUUUUGGCGACUGCGAGUCAGACUCUGGUUUGAACUGCACGCUCCAACCGAGUCUGACCUCACAGGCAUUCUCAGAAAGGUACCCCCAUUUUUUCCCGCCUCCAAAAUCUCAUCGGAUCUGUAUCGAUCUCAGGGGGUGCCCGGUCCGAGGUUGGGGGGGGGGGCAAGCUGCCCCACUUGCCCCCCGUGGCGACGCUAAUGCUGUAACUACUAUAAAUGUUUGGUAUAUACAUCUAUGGUAUAUAUUAUAGCUUUGAUGGUAGAGAUUUCAACUCCAGGUGGUGAGUGAAGCCUUAGAACCUGAGAGACUAGAUCUGCAACUGAUGCUGAAUUGCUGAAUUUCUGUAAGAAACCAUCCCACCUUUAAAUAUGAUAAAAUAGCCAAAAAGUGUUGUUGCAAUACAAUCCCAGUGAAUUCCGAUAAAGUUUUUUACCUACAAACAUAAACCUGGGAAAAAUAUGACUCUAAAACAGCACAUAUGUAAGAGACCUUUAUUUAUUAUCAUGUGGAAUUUUUUGCUGAAAUAUUUCCAUUCAAUGAGACAGGAUUAAAAGAGUGCACAUGAGUGUUGCUUCUGUGUCUGUGGGAUGUGACAUUUCACAAAAAAAAAACAGCAAUGAGUAUAGGCGGCGGAACGGGGAGGGCACGGGGGCACCGUGCCCCCUUUGAUUUUUGCAUUCUAACAUUAGCCCUAUGGGCGUUGCAUGGAAAGAAUGGGACCAAAAGUCGGAAGUGCCUUAGACUACUCCCACACUACACUACUCCCUGCCGCUACUGACAGUGAGUAGUGUAGGCUGUAGCCCGUAGGUACUGUGAACAUGUUGCGUUGAUUUACAUUGGGUGUCAUCUGGUAUUGAAACAGGAUCCAGACAGUGAAUUGGUGACCUCUGAUCACGGCUGGCCAUGGCUGACGAGGGAGACUUCGAUGGCGACAACGCCGGCGACGACUUCGAGGAUGCCGACGACGCCGGCGACGAUCUGGAUGAGCUGGCCGAGGGUGACGGAGAGAACGUGGCCAUCCUGCCGUCGGGCGAGGGUGGCGUGGCUGCCUCGGGGGCGGACCGCCAGACCACGCCCUUCAUGACCAAGUACGAACGAGCGCGGGUGCUGGGCACGCGAGCCCUCCAGAUCGCCAUGUGCGCGCCCGUCAUGGUGGAGCUGGAGGGAGAGACGGACCCGCUGCAGAUCGCCAUGAAGGAGCUCAAACAGCGCAAGAUCCCCAUCAUCAUCCGGAGGUACCUGCCCGACGGCAGCUACGAGGACUGGGGCAUCGACGAGCUGAUGAUUGUCGAUAACUAGACGUGCGGGCGGAGCGGCCGGCCGCCGCAGUUGCACACCAUUCUCAUAUAUCUGUAUUUUGUGCUAAUACAUUAUCAUCAUGUCCAAU
Messenger RNA from Amphibalanus amphitrite, 3462 nucleotides. Its product is annotated as DNA-directed RNA polymerases I, II, and III subunit RPABC2-like. Gene Ontology annotation, cellular component: nucleus; RNA polymerase I complex; RNA polymerase II, core complex. Bases 2979 to 3374 code for a protein of 131 amino acids. Gene Ontology annotation, molecular function: DNA binding; DNA-directed RNA polymerase activity. The transcript has 2 exons. Gene Ontology annotation, biological process: DNA-templated transcription. Lineage: Eukaryota; Metazoa; Arthropoda; Thecostraca; Balanomorpha; Balanidae. The record is from RefSeq and is a predicted model, not a curated record.